AUGGGUCUAUGCUCAGUUCAACUCGCUGUUACAUGCUUGUUCAUAAUAGUUGUAGUACCUCAUGUUCAGUCCCAAGUUACAGAGUUUUUAAGUAUAGAUUGUGGUGGCUCAAGUAACUACACGGACCCGAGAACUGGACUAGGAUGGGUUUCAGAUUCAGAUAUCAUCAAACUCGGCAAAUCAGUAACUUUGGCCAGUACCAAUUGGAACUCGAUGCAAUACCGUAGAAGAAGAGAUUUUCCAACUGAUAACAAGAAGUAUUGUUACAGACUUAGCACCCAAGAGAGGAGGAGAUACAUUGUCAGAACAACAUUUCUCUACGGUAGCUCGAGUAAUGAAGAAGCGUACCCAAAGUUUCAACUCUACUUAGAUGCAACAAAAUGGGCUACUGUGACUGUUCAGGAAGUCUCUAGGGUUUAUGUUGAGGAAUUAAUUGUUAGGGCAACUUCAAGUUAUGUAGAUGUGUGUGUAUGCUGUGCUAUCACCGGCUCUCCUUUCAUGUCCACUCUCGAGCUACGCCCGUUGAACCUUUCGAUGUAUGCCACUGAUUACGAGGAUAAUUUCUUCUUGAAGGUCGCUGCCAGAGUGAAUUUUGGUGCUCCAAGCAUGGAUGCCUUGAGGUACCCGGAUGAUCCAUAUGACAGAAUCUGGGAGUCAGAUGUUAAUAGACGGCCAAAUUAUCUUGUUGGUGUGGCUCCUGGAACGACAAGAAUCAGUACAUCAAAGAAUAUAAAUACGAUGACUAGAGAGUAUCCGCCUAUGAAAGUCAUGCAAACAGCAGUAGUUGGCACCCAAGGACUGAUCAGCUAUAGAUUAAACCUGGAAGACUUCCCUGCCAAUGCUCGUGCGUAUGCUUACUUUGCUGAAAUUGAAGACCUUGGUGCUAACGAAACCCGGAAAUUUAAGUUGGUGCAACCAUACUUUCCUGAUUAUAGUAAUGCAGUGGUGAAUAUUGCUGAGAAUGCCAAUGGGAGCUAUACUCUCUAUGAACCUAGCUACAUGAAUGUGACUUUGGGUUUUGUUUUGACGUUCUCAUUUGGGAAGACAAAGGAUUCUACACGAGGCCCACUUCUAAAUGCAAUUGAAAUUAGCAAGUAUCUACAAAUUUCCUUGAAAACGGAUAGGAGUGACGUGUCUGUUCUUGAUGCAAUUCGUUUGAUGUCCCCUGAUAGCGAUUGGGCCAAUGAAGGAGGAGACCCUUGUAUCCCAGUUCUUUGGUCGUGGGUAAACUGUAGCUCAACCUCGCCACCACGAGUCACGAAAAUUGUUCUAUCAAGAAAAAAUCUGAGAGGUGAGAUUGUGGCUGAGAUUAAUUCUAUGGAGGCAUUGACAGAGUUGUGGCUGGAUGGUAAUGGUUUGACUGGAAUCCUUCCAGACUUGAGCAAACUUGUCAACCUGAAAAUCAUGCAUCUAGAAAACAACCAACUUAGUGGCUCACUCCCACCAUACCUUGUCCAUCUGCCUAACCUGCGAGAACUGUUUAUAGAAGAUAACUCCUUCAGAGGAACGAUUCCUUCAGCGCUGUUAAAAGGGAACAUUUUGUUCAAAUAUAAUAAUAAUCCUGAGCUUCAGAAUGAGGCACAGCGAAAGCAUUUUAGGCUGAUACUGGGGAUAUCAAUAGCCGCUGUCGCAAUUUUAUUGCUGCUAGUUGGAGGAAGUCUUGUUUUACUUUGUGCCCUUCAAAAGACGAAAAGAGCUGAUAAAGGUGAUUCCAAAGGGACUAAGAAAAAAGGUUUGGUAGCUUAUUCAGCUGUGCGGGGCGGACACUUAGAUGAAGGUGUAGCAUAUUUCAUAUCGCUUCCUGUUCUCGAAGAGGCUACCGAUAAUUUUUCCAAGAGAGUUGGAAAAGGAAGUUUUGGGUCUGUCUACUAUGGUAGGAUGAAAGAUGGGAAAGAAGUUGCAGUUAAGAUAACUGCAGAUACUUCCAGCCACUUGAACAGACAAUUUGUGACUGAGGUUGCUCUGUUAUCGAGAAUUCACCACAGGAACUUGGUUCCUUUGAUUGGAUAUUGUGAAGAAGCAGAUCGACAUAUAUUGGUCUACGAAUAUAUGCACAAUGGAAGCUUGGGAGAUCACUUACACGGUUCAAACGAUUACAAGCCAUUAGACUGGCCAAUUCGGCUACAAAUUGCAGAGGACGCUGCCAAAGGUCUUGAAUACUUGCAUACUGGCUGCAAUCCUAGUAUCAUUCAUAGGGAUGUGAAAUCAAGCAAUAUUCUCCUGGACAUUAACAUGAGAGCCAAAGUGUCUGACUUUGGACUCUCGAGGCAGACCGAGGAAGACUUGACUCACGUAUCCAGUGUCGCAAAAGGGACAGUUGGAUACCUUGAUCCAGAGUAUUAUGCUAGUCAGCAGCUGACCGAGAAGAGCGAUGUCUACAGUUUUGGCGUUGUUCUCUUUGAAUUACUCUCCGGAAAGAAACCAGUCUCAGCGGAAGAUUUCGGUCCUGAACUGAAUAUAGUUCACUGGGCAAGAGCACUGAUCCGUAAAGGAGACGUAUGUGGGAUCAUAGAUCCAUGUAUAAUAGGCAACGUGAAGAUCGAAUCAAUCUGGAGAGUUGCAGAGGUUGCAAACCAAUGCGUUGAGCAGCGUGGGUAUUGCAGGCCAAGGAUGCAGGAAGUGAUAGUGGCAAUACAAGACGCAGUUAGGAUCGAGAGAGGAAACGAGGACGGGCUGAAGUCAUCGACUUCAAGCGGUUCAAAGGCGCAAUCAUCAUCUCGUAAGACCUUGCUCACUAGCUUCCUCGAGAUAGAGAGCCCUGACAUCUCAAGAAACAGCCUAGCUCCAGCUGCUAGGUGA
Arabis nemorensis is the source of this 2799-nucleotide messenger RNA. Lineage: Eukaryota; Viridiplantae; Streptophyta; Magnoliopsida; Brassicales; Brassicaceae. The record is from the annotation of a GenBank genome assembly.